Molecule: messenger RNA, 611 nt
Organism: Amphimedon queenslandica
Lineage: Eukaryota; Metazoa; Porifera; Demospongiae; Haplosclerida; Niphatidae
Exons: 4
Coding region: 15-611 (198 amino acids)
Source: RefSeq, a predicted model, not a curated record
ACCUGAUCCCUUCAAUGGAUUCAUUAGACUCUAGUAUCAUUAUAGCUGGACAGAAGCUCUUUAUCCUACAAGGAGACAGGUCUCACUCACUCCAGUGGGAGAAAUAUGGAUUCAGCUUAGAGUGUCCUCAAGGAGCAGUGUCCAAGGAUACCGAAGUAGCUGUUACUGCACUAGCUGGUGGUAAUUUCAAGGUACCCAAAGGUACUGUGCUAGUGAGUGCAGUAUAUGCAAUAUCAGUAUCUAAGGCACUAUUAAAACCACUGGUAAUAGAGCUGCAACAUUGUGUGGAUCUAAGAAACACUAGUCAGACUGGUUGCCUCAAGUUUGUGAGAGCUCCACUGAAGUUUCCCAAUGCUUACCAGUUCAGUAUAGUUGAAGGAGGAUCUUUUAGUGUAGGGAACAGAUAUGGUUGUAUUGAACGUGAUGAAUUCUGUGCUCUUGGUAUUGCACAUGUUGGUAAUGGAGACAUACCUAAUGGAGGUGGGAAUGGAUCAGAGAAUGAUACACAAACUCAAGGAACAAAUAAUGAUAGUGAGGAGGAGACUAUUGGAGACACACCUAAUGAUAGCAGUAAUGGAGUACAUUCAGAUCUGAUAUUGCUCAUAGAGUAA